AUGAUAGAUAUUGCUGCUAUAAAUGCUCUGGUCAUAUGGAAGACGAAAAAUCCUCAAUGGAAUGAAAAUAAAAAAUAUCAACGUCGAUUAUUCCUGGAAGAAUUAGGGUUAAGUUUAGUAUCGGAUCUUCUGGAUUUUCGAUCAAAAACGUCGAAAUUUCUGAAUAAAGAUAUUGAACACGCAUUAGCUAUUGUCGGUUAUCCUAUGGUGAAAAAUCUACCAGAACCAAAUGGAAAUUCUACACAAUCAAAAAAACGAAAACGAUGUUCGAUUUGUGAAGAUCCAAAGGAUAAAAAAACUUCAACUCAAUGUUCUCGUUGUUCCAAAUUUGUUUGUAAUGAACAUUCUGUAAAAAUCAUUUAUUGUGCUAACUGUGCCAAAUAA
This is a messenger RNA of Rotaria sordida, 384 nucleotides long. Lineage: Eukaryota; Metazoa; Rotifera; Eurotatoria; Philodinida; Philodinidae. The record is from the annotation of a GenBank genome assembly.